Molecule: messenger RNA, 1992 nt
Organism: Oryza brachyantha (malo sina)
Lineage: Eukaryota; Viridiplantae; Streptophyta; Magnoliopsida; Poales; Poaceae
Product: nuclear pore complex protein NUP54
Exons: 9
Coding region: 100-1290 (396 amino acids)
Biological process (GO): NLS-bearing protein import into nucleus; nuclear pore organization; protein localization to nuclear inner membrane
Cellular component (GO): nuclear pore; nuclear pore central transport channel
Molecular function (GO): structural constituent of nuclear pore
Source: RefSeq, a predicted model, not a curated record
CCGCUCGGCCACCUCCACAAUUCUCCGAUCUCCACUCCCCGAGAACAGAAAACCCUAAACCCCCCCAACCCUCGCCGCCGGCCGGUACCCGCCACCGCCAUGUUCGGGACCCCGAGUUCCUCGCCCCUAUUCGGGACCCCCUCCACCACCCCGGCAUUCGGCGCCCCUUCCACCACCCCCUCCUUCGGCACGCCCUCCACCACCCCCGCCUUCGGCACCCCUUCCUCCACGCCGGCGUUCGGCGCCCCCUCGACCACCCCGCCCUUCGGCACCCCUUCUACCGCUCCCGCGUUCGGGACCCCGUCCUCGACCCCGGCGUUCGGCGCGCCCUCUUCCACCCCGGCGUUCGGCGUGGCGCCGUCGCCGUCGCCAUCACCGUUUGGGUUCCAGCAGCAGCAGCAGCAGAUGGCGACGCCGUCCCCGUCGCCGUUCGGGUUCACCGGUGGGGGUGGCGGGCAGAUCACCACCCAGAUGGCCCCCGUCGCGCCGCUGCCGCUCUCACCCUCCGACCGUGACAUCCAGGCUAUCGUGGAUGCGUACAAGGAAGACCCUGGAAACCCUCGUUAUGCUUUCAGGCAUCUGUUGUUUAGCGUUAUAGAGCCUUCCCAAAGGGUGAAGCCAGUUGCGGCAUCUGAUAUUAUGUGGGCUGAAGCAAUGGGGAAGCUUGAAGGCAUGGAUAGUUCGGAUAGAGAGAGGCUAUGGCCUCAACUCGUUCAGGGAUUUAAGGAUCUUUCAUUUCGGCUUAAGCUUCAAGAUGAAGUUCUUGUCUCAGAUGCAGACAGAUUGAGCAUGACCCACUCCAACGUUAAAAAGUUGCAAAGGCAUUUCCAAGCUGACACAUAUCCAUGGAUCCAACGGCUGAAGCAGCAAGAGUUGGUUACUGAGAGACGCCUCUUGAGGAUAAUGAGAAUAGUGGAGGCAUUAGAGAAUCGAGGUUAUCGCAUACCACUAACGAAGGAGGAAGCUGAUCUAUAUGAACGACUGUCUGCUAUAACAAAGCAGCUAAAAGGGCCUACUGGUGAUCUGCACAAGAGAGUUUAUAAUCUUCUUUCAACUUCCCGCCUUCUUGCUAGCACUGGUGGUGCCGGUGGCCCUAUCUAUAUUCCUAGCUCGGCCAAAGUUGACGAACAGAGUGUUGCUGACCUUCUUGAGGCCUUGCAACAACAGACGGAGGCUGUUGCCAAGUUGGGCAAUGUGAUGAAAAGAGAUACACGAGACUUGGAAAUCAUACUUUCAGAAGACACGGACAUGGCGGAUGACAGUGUUGGGAGAAUGGCAUUGAAGAUGUAGAACCUUUGAUAUGUAAAGCAGGAGAUCCAACCUUUGAUGAAUGAUCUGUGCGUCAAGAAGAUGGCAGUGAGACGGACGUUUAACCUGAAUUGCUAGCGUUGCAAAAGGUCUAAAACGAGCAUUGUUUGGAAAUUAAACCACAUUCCUGGGCUAAUGCCAUAGUAGUAUUGGUGGUUUAUGUUUGGCAGUGUGGGCAGGGCCACUUUUGGUGAUGGGAAAAGAACAUUUCUGACCAGUGUGACCACAUCGUAAGAUAUUGGCAUUAGCGUAAAUCAUACGGGCACCUGGUUCUGGUGAUGGGAAAAUAACAUUUCUAAGCCCUCGUUGACUAGUUAGCUUCUCAGAGUUUGACUGCCUGGAUUUAACACUUGUAUAACAUUUUAGAUUGCUUUAGAUGAUUUCCUGCGUCAGACUAUCCAAUAUGAUCGGCCAAGCCACCUCCAAAUAUUCCAGUAUGUGAUUCUGAAAAUUCCUGCAAAUCGUAUCUACUAUUGCCUUGCAGUUUGGUGCACCUUUGUGUGUGUGUGUGUGUGUGUGUGUGUGUGUGUGUGUGUGUGUGUGAUACAGGACAAGCUAGAAUUGUAGAAGAAGCAAGAGAAGGCAUCGGCAUUACAUGUGGAGGGUGGAUUCUGUAAUUGAGUUUGUUAUUUUGGUGGUUCAUACGGGAAAAGAAGUUAAAAUAUGCGUUAUUUUUCUUCGGUC